AACUUAAAAGCAAGGCAAAAUCACUUGGACUUUGGAAUCUUUUCCUUUCGAAAGAUUAUCCCGAAGGCGCCGGACUAACAAACCUCGAAUAUUCAUUGAUGGCCGAGAUUAUGGGUAGAUCCAUUCGCAUCGCCCCAGAGGCUACAAACUGUUCUGCACCGGAUACAGGAAAUAUGGAAGUAUUCGCCAAAUAUGGAACUCCUGCCCAAAAAUCAAAAUGGCUAGUGCCUCUAUUGAAAGGGGAAAUUCGUUCGGCAUUUGCUAUGACCGAGAAAGCUGUCGCAUCAUCCGAUGCCACGAAUAUUGAAACUUCAAUUCAACGAAUGAACGAUCAUUACGUGAUCAAUGGUUGUAAAUGGUGGAUUUCCGGAUCUGGAAACCCACGUUGUGCAGUGUACCUUGUAAUGGGUAAAACCUCGACGAGAGGCAAUAAGCAUAAGCAACAAAGUUUGGUCAUUGUUCCAGCGAAUACACCAGGGGUAAAAGUUGUUCGACCACUAACUGUUUUGGGGUAUGAUGAUGCACCAGAAGGACAUUGCGAGAUAGUGUUUAAAGAUGUUAGAGUGCCUUUGGAGAAUAUUGUGUUGGGUGAAGGAAGAGGAUUUGAGGUGAUUCAAGGACGGUUGGGACCUGGCAGAAUUCAUCAUUGUAUGAGAUCAAUUGGCAUGGCUGAGCUUGGUUUGGAUUUGAUGCUUAAACGCGUUACAGAUCCUUCUCGUCGCACCUUUGGAAAGCUUCUAGCCGAACAUGGAACCAUAUUAUCCGAUAUAGCUCAUUCUCGCAUGAUCAUUGACCAAGCUAGAUUUCUCGUUCUUAAUGCUGCCGACAUGAUUGACAAAGUGGGUGCGAAAGGUGCUUUGAAGGAAAUUGGAAUGGCCAAGGCCAUCGUGCCAGAUAUGUUGUUGAAGGUGCUUGAUCGAUCCAUCCAAUCUCAUGGUGCUGGUGGCUUAUGUUCUGAUUUUCCACUAGCUCAAAUGUAUUCAAUUGGGC
Acaulospora morrowiae is the source of this 990-nucleotide messenger RNA. NCBI's taxonomy places the organism in Eukaryota, Fungi, Glomeromycota, Glomeromycetes, Diversisporales, Acaulosporaceae. The record is from the annotation of a GenBank genome assembly.